Messenger RNA from Zonotrichia albicollis (white-throated sparrow), 4049 nucleotides. RefSeq names its product EvC ciliary complex subunit 1 (gene EVC). NCBI's taxonomy places the organism in Eukaryota, Metazoa, Chordata, Aves, Passeriformes, Passerellidae. Gene Ontology annotation, biological process: smoothened signaling pathway. The record is from RefSeq and is a predicted model, not a curated record. Gene Ontology annotation, cellular component: ciliary membrane; plasma membrane protein complex.
CCAUGGCAGCGGGCGGACCCUCCGCGGGUGCGGACGGCGUCGCGGAGAUUUCUCCAGGCGCUGCCCCGAAUGGCCCGGCCUCAGCCGCGGCAUCCACCCGCCAUCGGUCUCCUCCCACCGCGGCGAGGGCGGAGGGGAGAGGGCCCCCGAGCAGCGGGACCUCCCCUCGCGCCCGGCCCUCCUCGCCGCGGGCCGGGCCCCGUGCCAUGGCGGCGGUGGAGGGCUGCCUGCGGGCCGUGGGGCUGCAGUUCUGGGCGGACUCGCUGCAGGCCCUGCCCGCGCUGCUGGCUCCCGCCGCGCUGCUGGGGCUGCUGCUGGGCGCCGCCGCCGCCGCCCUGCUCUGCCGCUGCGCGCUCGGGCCGCGCCGGGGCGGAGAGAAAGAUGAUUCUCAAAGACUUCUGGAAAGCUUCAAUGCUGAUGAAAAAGAGCACACACUCACGAAAAGUAAAGCAGAACCCUAUACAUCAAAAGAGGAGAUGGUGCUGGAGGAAGGUGAGUCUCCUCUGAACAGUAACAUUGCAGCAUUUGCAUUAAAGGCAAAAGUGAUCUAUCCCAUCAACCAGAAAUUUAGGCCUCUGGCAGAUGGCUCAUCUAAUCCAUCUUUGCAUGAGAAUCCAAAACAAGCAGUUCUGCCUAAUCAAGUGGUGGAAACAUCCGUGUCAGGCAGCCUGGGAUCCCUGAGCCAGGGAGACAAGGAGGACUGCAGCUCCUCCACAACAAUCCAUUCCACAACAAGUGAUGACAGGUUUCAGGCCCGAGCCUUUCUAAAGGUGGCCAGCUUCCCUGAAGUGCUGACAUGUGAGAGUUUCGAUGUUAAGCUCUGCCUUUGCAGUCUUACUUUACAAGAUCUCAUGCUUCUUGAUACUGAACUCAGAAAAGAAAAAAAUGUGAUGUUUAUUCAGAUUUUCAAGAUAUACCUCACAGACUUCCAUCGUAAAAAGAAGAUUACUGAUGGUUUGUUGAAGAAGAUCCUUUUAAAUCAGGAAAAUGAUUUUGAAGAAUUACAGAAACAACUUGACUCUAGACUCCAGAAUACUGAAAUGUCAGGAGCCCGUAACUCAGAGUUCCAGACUCUGGAAGAUCUGGAAAGGAGGGAAAGGGAAUAUUCCGAGCACGUAAUAGAUAAUAUGGAAGCCUUCUGGAAGCAGACUGACAAAGCCCAGCAGGAUUUUUUGGACCAAUCAAAAUGCUCAAGUGCCAAAGCCACAAAGAUAAUGAUGGAUCUGACUGAGAAGAUGAUUGCAGUAGAAAGCUUGUUAAGUGAAUCUCAAGACUUGCAGGCGAUGGACAUUCAGGAAAGGUUAUUCAGCUGGGAGUUUAUGGUGAAAAUGAUUGAUUCACUGAAGUCCUCUAUACCAGAAGAGUGUAAGGGCAGAUUAAAUACUGUGUCAAACAUUCUGGACCACUUAACUGUGAAGAACAAUCUUUCAGUCCGACAAAAGGAAGAGCUUCUAACAGACCUGCACAAGGCCUUCUGGGAACAGCUGGCACAUUACAGUAAUGAGUGCAUGCAGCAAAGUAAAGAGCUGAUCUGGAAACGCCUGGAGUGCCGUGCCAAGAAGAAGGAAGAGUACAAACGCAGACAGGAAGCUGAACAAAGGAGUCUCCUUAGCAAAACUUUUUUUACUGAAGAUGUUCAUCAUUUUCUCAAGGCUUACCAUGGGCUGCUGGAGAAGCACAGGCAAGCACUGUGGGAUCUGGAGGAGGAGGAUGACUGUGAGAGCAGAGAGGCUGUUGCUAAUCUCUACAAGGAGCUGUACUCUAAGGCUUCCCAUGCUUUAACAGAGUUGGUGACAGAGCUAUUUCUUCAGACCCUUCCUGUGGUGACCAGCCUCUCUGUAAAAGAAUGUGAGCUUCUGAAGGAGGAAUGGCAGGAGAAUUUGGUCCCUCAGCUGGAGAAAUGGGAGAAUCACCGCCAGAGACACUGGAAGCUUUUCCAGGAGCAGCUACUGCAAGAAAAAGAACUCUGGAUAACAGAAUAUGCUCUGUCUGCUGUGAUGCAAAAGCAGCUGUCUGAGAAACAAGAGAAGAUAAUUCAAGGUGUCGUGAGCAGGCUAGGAUGCCUCAGUGAUGAGUCUGUUAGCUACAUCUUGCAAAAGCACCACCUUCUGCUGUGCUCGGUGCUGAGCAGGUUCAGCUUGCGGAGAGCUGGGCUGGCAGCCCUGGCGCGCAUGCGGCUGGCCAGAAAGAAGAGCUCGCUCCAGGAGCUGAGAGAGCAGCACACCCUGCAGAAGGGAUCCUCUCUGUGCCAAGAUGAGGACCAGUGGCAGCUACAGAAGGCAGUGGAGUCCCACAUCCUUGAAGAGGAGGAGAAGCUUGAGGAAGAAACAGAAGAAAUCAAUUUAGAAUUCCACCAGCAGCUAGUCACAGAAAUCCAGGAAGCUCUUCAGUUUCUUCAGCAGCACAUGGAGCAGGUGAUUGGGCAGACUCUGCUGCAGUAUGCCCGAGGGGAAGCUGAAAAAAAGAGUUCAGAUCAUGAACAGAACUUCAAGGAGAGACUGGUGGAAUCUGCUGUUGAAAGUGUAUAUGGGACCAGCAAUAAUAUCAGCAGACUGGUGCAAAACUACUACCAGCAAUUAGGAAAAAUCACAGAAGAGUAUGAAGGAAAAAAGCUUCAACAUCUGAAAUCCUUACAAGAAGGAAAUGAAAGGAUCAGACUGAAGAAUAAAGAGAAUGAACUGGCAUUGAAAGAAAAACACACCAAAGGCCUCCUAAAUGUGUCAUCCACAGUCCACCAAAGGAUAGUGCUCCAGCAGAACAAGAUUUUGGCUCAGUUUGAACUGCGGCAGCAAAUUCGUCUGGAGUGUCUGAAACAGAAGCUGCUGGGAUUGCACCACCUGGGAGCUGAGCUGGAGAAUCAGCUAAGGGAAGCAGAGCAGGACUUUGUGAGGGAGUUGGCUGUGCUGACCCGAGUUCCACUGACUGUGAAGAAGAAGCCUUCCAAAAGGAGCAAGCCAGCAGGUGUAAAAGCAAAUUCCAAAAGACAGACCUUUCAGUCACCUGAACCAGCAGAAAAAGAUGAUUCUCCUGAAAAUAUUCAAGAACCCUAUGGAAUAACUUCUGGGUUAUGCAGAGAGAUGCCACAGAGUUCACAUGAAGAGGAGACUGAGCCAAGGAAAAACUCAAAGAUGUUAAAAAAGAAAGGCAGCAGGUAGUAAAAGCUUUUGUCUGAGCUGUCUGAACACAGUGUACCAAGGCAUCCUUCUGGGGAAUCUCAGCAGCUCUAGGUACUUACUGAGCUGCUUUGCUGAGGAACAACGAAGAAAAUCAAUAAUAACUCAUAAGUCUUUUUUAGCUGCAGACCAAGAAUCAAUCCCAACUUCCUUUAGCUGUUAAUAAAACAUUCCCUCUUGGUUUUUCUAAGGGGGAACAAGGAAGUCUUUAAUACAAGCUCUUUGAGACUGCUUGGGUAAUGUGCUGGGGAGAGAGUGUUAGAUUUGGAAUAAACCUGAGGAUUGUGCACCUGUAGGAGAGCAGGUGCACACUGGGCCCAGGUCAGUGUGUCUCAGUAAGGUUUCAUCACAAGAGUGAUGUACUGUUUACUUUUGAGCCUGAGAUGUGGUACACAGUACUUUGACUUAAGGAAAGGAGAUAAAAAUGUAGAGAAUAUGUAAACAGGCUUCAGAUGGUACUGAGAGAUCAAAAGAUGACAUUUGGUCUCUCUUGUGUUAUAUUUUUGUGCUUCCAGUCCUAUGUAUGCUUUUUAAAAUUUGUACAAAGAUGUUUAUAUACCUACUUCUCUGCCUUUGUCUAAGAAUUCAGAUUGUUACUUUUAAAGGAAAUGAGAGAAAGCUGGUUAACUCUUUUACUUUUUAUGCUUCAGUUUCUAGUCUUCUUCCUUAAGUGCACCCUUUUGUUUCCAAUGUACUUUGUUAUGCUCAUUACAUUUCCUAUGGGAAAUUCUUGUUAUGCAAAGCAGUUAAUUCUUACUGGCUGUACAGAGCACCUGUGUUGUGUAAUAAAUUGCCCCAUUUAAGCAAUCCUACAGCUUUCAUGAAGUGGGAGUAUUCUGCCAUUUCAACAAUAAACAUAUAUUUUGCUAAUGAAAA